Messenger RNA from Cataglyphis hispanica, 5812 nucleotides. RefSeq names its product ankyrin repeat and KH domain-containing protein mask-like. Gene Ontology annotation, biological process: innate immune response. Gene Ontology annotation, cellular component: cytoplasm. Gene Ontology annotation, molecular function: protein binding. The record is from RefSeq and is a predicted model, not a curated record. NCBI's taxonomy places the organism in Eukaryota, Metazoa, Arthropoda, Insecta, Hymenoptera, Formicidae.
CGAAUCGUUGAAAGCGCCCGUUGUGUGAGGAGAGAGAGAAAUAGUUUUUAGGACUCUCGGCGUCGUGUCGGCCAUUGUGGAAAUAGUGGGUACCGGCUUACGUGAAUGACGACGAUCGUGCUCUCAUUGUUAGCCUUAUUGUCGCGCGCGCACAAGUCGUGAGGGGAAAAGAAAAAAAAAAAGGGGACGAAUGUAUGGUGGUAAGGUUUCGACCGCGCAUCAACGAUUAUAACCGAUAGUAGCAAUAACUGUGUUUAAUCAUAUGAUUUAUCUGGAGAGAAAGGAUGCAGAAUAGUAGUACAAGGAAUGACCUCGCAUAGUCAGAAAAUCCACGAAAAGCAAUCCGCUGCAGCAGCACCAGCAUCAGCACCAUCAGCAGCAGCGAGCGUUCACUACGAAAGUGGGAAGACAUCGUCGACUCCAAUCAUCGAAUUCAAGCCCUACGAAAUCGGAAACCGAGACCUCGGAACUGCAGCCACUCAGUUAUAGGGCGUAUCGCUUUCAGGGAUCACCUAAAACCGGACCGUGGCGUCUCUCAGGCUUCUCUCUACUAUCAACGACGUUCGCGUACGGAGUUCCUUGUUCAUGCAUAGAUACUUACGCUCCUCCGUGCAUCAAUGACGUGGAAAUAAUCUCAAUUUCAAUUUCUCUACAUCGCCUAUCCAUCCCUUGUCAUCGCGCAAGUUACGAACGUGAACGUCCUCGCGCAGCGUCGGCCGAUUAUGUCAUGUGGCGAGGGGUGAAGAGAGAGCAAACAAAUGGGAGUACGAAGAGCAGAUGGAGUAUUUCGCGAUUGAUCAAGUUGAAUUGGACGAAGAUCAUCCUGAAUCCUCGAAAUUUUUGUUGACUUCUGAGGAUACUGAGCGUUCUGUGGACCUUGAAACUCAAGUGAGUCUCUGGGCACUCUCUGCGACAGCUCUUAUUGGAAAAUUGUCAUUGGACGAUAGGAAGGACUUGUCCGACCACGAGGUGCUCCGAUGUUUAACAUCUAGUGUUUCUUGUGGAUUGGACGAGGCUGCGGCCGCAUUAACACGUAUGCGUAGUGACAAUCCACGUACGCCGAACGAAAAGCGUUCUCUCGUCGAGACGUGCAUCGAUGGAGACUUUGGUACUGUUCGGAAAUUGUUGAUAGAGGGCCGAAGCGUUCAUGAAACUACUGAGGAAGGAGAAAGCUUACUCUCUUUAGCUUGCUCAGCUCGUUACUACGAACUUGCUCAGGUCCUUUUGGCGAUGAAUGUCAAUGUAGAAAAUCGUGGCAUCAAAGGGGACUGUACCCCCUUAAUGGAAGCCGCCAGUGCAGGACACGUAGAUAUCGUGAGUUUGUUGAUCGCUCACGGAGCAGAUGUCAACGCUCAAUCUACUUCAGGUAAUACACCUCUUAUGUAUGGAUGCAUUGGUGGACAUGAUGAGGUUGUACGUGUCUUAUUAGAAGCGGGAGCUAAUGUUGAAGAUCAUAAUGAGAAUGGUCAUACACCUUUAAUGGAAGCAGCGAGUGCUGGUCAUUGUCUAAUUGCCAAGAUUUUACUUGAUCAUGGUGCUGGCAUCAAUACUCAUUCCAAUGAAUUUAAAGAAUCGGCAUUAACGUUAGCCUGCUAUAAAGGACAUUUAGAGAUGGUUCGCUUUUUAUUGGAAGCUGGUGCAGAUCAGGAGCAUAAAACUGAUGAGAUGCAUACAGCCCUCAUGGAAGCAUCGAUGGAUGGUCAUGUGGAAGUUGCUCGUUUACUUUUAGAUUCAGGUGCCCAAGUAAAUAUGCCGACGGACAGCUUUGAAUCACCAUUAACAUUAGCUGCUUGUGGAGGUCAUGUGGACUUGGCUAUGCUUCUAAUCGAGCGUGGAGCAAACAUUGAAGAAGUUAAUGAUGAAGGUUACACACCGUUAAUGGAAGCAGCGCGUGAAGGUCACGAAGAGAUGGUCGCUUUACUUUUGAGUCAAGGUGCAAACAUCAAUGCCCAAACUGAGGAAACUCAAGAAACGGCGCUUACCUUGGUCUGUUGUGGCGGUUUUCUGGAAGUUUCCGAUUUUUUAAUUAAAGCGGGGGCAGAUAUAGAAUUGGGUGCUUCGACGCCUUUGAUGGAGGCCGCGCAAGAGGGACACUUACAACUUGUGGAAUAUUUGCUGCAAUCCGCAGCGGAUGUUCAUGCUCAGACACAGACGGGGAAUACAGCUUUGACAUAUGCCUGCGAGAAUGGUCAUACUGACGUUGCUGAUCUUUUAUUACAAUUUGGCGCUGAUUUAGAGCAUGAAUCAGAGGGAGGUAGAACUCCCCUGAUGAAGGCUUGUAGAGCAGGUCAUCUGUGUACAGUUCAAUUCCUCAUUUCGAAGCGUGCUGAUGUUAAUCGACAAACAACAAACAAUGAUCAUACUCCUCUUUCAUUGGCAUGCGCUGGUGGUCAUCUUGUAGUAGUUGAACUGCUUCUAGCAAACUCUGCAAAUCCAUUUCAUAAAUUAAAGGAUAACUCUACUAUGCUGAUAGAAGCGGCAAAAGGUGGUCACACUACUAUUGUUCAGCUUUUAUUGGAUUAUCCUCAUAGCAUUAUGAUGAGUGCCCCCCAUAAUGCUGCAUCUGCGUCAUUGUUAUUACCACAGCAACAACAACAACAGCAUAUAAGUCAUCAGCAGCAUGUACCUCAUCCUCAACAAACUUCUAGAGGCAGUGGAGGGUACACGAGUUUGUCAGAACCUAAUAUCUGUCUUAGUCCGACACCAACAGCGUCGACACAAGGAGUAAAUGUAACCGAAAGUCAGAAAAAUACUAGACAAGAGCAUAUCCUUCAUAAACAACUAAUACUUGAGGAAUUACAAAGGGUAGAGCGAGAUUUGCAAAGGAGAGAUGCAGGACAUUUAUUGUCUGAUCCGCGAAGUUCUAUUGUAAAUCAAUCCCAGCAACAAAAUUCUAGUAAGACUGAGGCAUUAUUACCAGUGCUAAAUAUUGAUUUACCGGAUCCUGAAGUACGAAAGUACAAAGAAAACGCUUGCGCAUUUCUUACUGGAGCUCAAAAAUCUAAAACUUCCUCCAUUAAUGAAAGAGUGUUGAAAUUCAAGGAUGACCAAGAUCUUCCACUUGACGAUGCGUUUGAAAGUUUUCGCUCCCUCAGUUUUGAUGAUGCAGUUGAGAAAGAUCAAGAAAAAUUUGAGUUAAAAAGAUUGGAUAUGUCGAAUAACAAAGAACAACAACGGCAGCAGCAGCAACAACAUUUGCAAACUCAAAUAGUACAGCAAAGUGGAAGUUCCCAUGUAACUCAAGAAUAUUUCACUAAUCCUGUGCUGUCAGUACCGUCGGUCUCUCUAUCUACGCUACCAUCGCUGCAAGUACCCAGUGCUGGUGUCCAGAUAGAAGCCGAUAUAUCAGCGGGCUUACAACGAACACGUACGCAAUCGUUGCAAAAUCCAGCGAUAAAGAAUCGUCUGAGAGCUUUCAAGGAAGGAUUUCGCCAGGGUAGCAUACAUUUUCGCAAAUGUAUGCAACAUAUUAACAGUGAUACCUUUCAGCCUCAAUUAUUGCUUCAAUUCUCUCAAAUAACUGUCAAUGGAACAACGGGAAUAAUAGACAGUAUACCGCCUCAUCAAUCAAGCAGUUAUGCACAAUCUACAACUUGUACCACUAAUCAAGUUCAAGUCGUUACCCAAACUCAAGCACCUGCUAUUACAACCUCUUCAAACAUUGCCGCCGUUGAUAAGAAACAAAUGUACACUGCGCCGAUUACCGGUAAGAAUAAGAAGACCAGAUAUCCUCUCCUGUCUCAACAGCAACAAUCUUGCCAGCAACAACAAACUGCCAGUGCUCAACAGACUUCCAAUUUUCCGACGCAAAAUUAUCAACUAGAUCCGGCGACAGUUGGAGGAUACACGACUAACCAAGUUCCACCUACUCCAUUCUCAUGUAUGGAUGUUGAUUCAGAAACUGACAGUAAUCGUGACACAGCAUUGACCCUAGCUUGUGCCGGAGGGCAUGAAGAGCUUGUUGAACUUCUUCUUCUUCGUAAAGCAGCUAUAGAACAUAGAGAUAAGAAAGGAUUUACUCCACUCAUUUUGGCUGCAACAGCGGGUCACCAGAAAGUAGUCGAUAUUCUACUUAAUCAUGGUGCUGACAUUGAAGCACAAUCUGAACGUACCAAGGAUACACCAUUGUCUCUUGCGUGUAGCGGAGGUAGAUACGAAGUAGUCGAGCACUUGCUUAAUCGCGGUGCAAAUAAAGAACAUCGUAAUGUUUCUGACUAUACACCUUUGAGUCUCGCGGCAUCUGGUGGAUAUGUGAAUAUAAUAAAGCUGCUACUCGCUUCUGGUGCUGAAAUUAAUUCUCGUACCGGCUCGAAAUUGGGUAUAUCUCCACUUAUGCUUGCUGCUAUGAAUGGGCAUACUGCGGCAGUUAAAUUACUGUUGGAUAUGGGUUGUGAUAUCAAUGCACAAAUCGAGACAAACCGUAAUACAGCAUUGACACUCGCGUGCUUCCAAGGAAGACAUGAAAUUGUUAGUCUUCUUCUUGAUCGAAAAGCCAAUGUUGAACAUCGAGCUAAGACUGGUCUAACACCGCUAAUGGAAGCUGCUAGUGGUGGAUACGUUGAGGUUGGUCGCGUGUUACUUAGCAAAGGUGCGGAUGUUAACGCAACACCUGUCCCAUCAUCUCGCGACACUGCCCUAACUAUUGCCGCUGAUAAAGGUCACUGCCGUUUCGUAGAACUCUUAUUGACAAGAGGAAUUCAAGUCGAAGUAAAAAAUAAAAAGGGUAACAGCCCAUUAUGGUUAGCUGCAAAUGGCGGGCAUCUUAGUGUCGUAGAUCUGUUGUAUCAUGCGGGUGCAAAUAUCGACUCGCAGGAUAAUCGUAAGGUUUCUUGUCUGAUGGCUGCUUUUCGAAAAGGUCACAUUAAAGUGGUUAAAUGGAUGAUGAAUCAUGUAAUACAAUUCCCAAGUGACCAGGAGAUGACGAGGUAUAUAGCAACUGUUAGUGACAAGGAACUCUUGGAGAAGUGUCAAGAAUGCAUGAAAGUAAUAAGAGCAGCUAAAGAGACACAAGCUAUUAAGGCGAACAAAAACGCUACCAUAUUGCUAGAAGAACUCGAUAUGGAAAAAACAGAAGAAUCAAAAAAGGCAGACGCUGCGCGAAGACGGGAAAGUAAGAAAAAAAAGAAGCUCGAGAAGAAGGAGGAGAAACGUAAACUUCAGAAGAACGAAACAGCUUUCGAGGACAAAGAGGAGAACGGAAAGAAAUCGGGCGAUGAGGAAUGCGAUCGGGUGGAUGACAGUGAACACGAGGGUGGUGAGAGAAUGGAGAGCGUGCCAUCAUCCAUGAACAGAAGUCCAGAGGAUCCUGAUAGAGAGAAAGGUGAUAGUGGAAUAGAUGCAAAUAGUCACGGAAGUUGUAGUAGCAAUGAUGUAAUGGCAAGAGAAAAGAAGAAAGAUAAGAAGAAAAAAAAGAAUAAUACUCCUAAUAACAAUGUUAAAAUAAAACGUAUAACGUAUAUGACUCCUUUAGUGUCAUAUCAAUUAUUUAUUUUUUAUUUUUUUAUUUUUUUUAUUAAGAUGGGUCUAACACCGCUAAUGGGAGCUGCUAGUGAUGGAUACGUUGAGGUUUACCGCAUGUUAUUUAGCAAAGGUGUGUUAACGCAACACCUGUUUCCCAUUUCUAAAAGCAAUAAAAUACAACAAUUGAGUAUUGUUUUAAUUGUAAAUAAUUAUAUUCUUUUUCUGUCUAAAAUUAAAAAAAGAUAUAAUUAUUAAUAAAUUUCAAAAAUUUCUAUUUUUUAAGAAAGUUGAUAUGUAAAGUCUAUUUACAGCACUAUUUAUAGAAUUGUAUACUUAAAUAUACAUGAAAAUU